Messenger RNA from Adineta ricciae, 3399 nucleotides. NCBI's taxonomy places the organism in Eukaryota, Metazoa, Rotifera, Eurotatoria, Adinetida, Adinetidae. The record is from the annotation of a GenBank genome assembly.
AUGUCAAAAUCCAUCUACCAUUCUCAUCUAUCCUCAUCAGCAGUAGCAACACCUGAUACUGAAAUUCCAAUACUAAUGGAAAGUAACACUGACCAUCGACGUCCAUCAACAUUAAGUGAUAGGCGUCUUAAUAACGUUAAUUAUGUUCGACAUGUUCUACGAAGAUUCUUUGGUGGUUCGAAUAAGAAAUCAUCGCCAUUGUCAGGUAUCGAUGAUAGUCCUUAUGAACAACCACCGACAUGUAGCAUUUAUCCGGAGGAUUCAUUAUCUCCCAUAUUAAUUCAUCCAGCAUUGCAAUAUGAUAAACAUACGAAGUUUUCCGGCGAAUUAUUACUCGAUUGGUUGAUGGUUCAUUUCGAAGGCCGAGGAGAGCCGCCGACAUUAAAACAAGUUUUAGCAAAAUGCUGUAAAUGUCUCAUAUCUCUUGGUGUACUUCGAACUGAAACUGAUCAAAACGCCGAUCUAUUUCAAACGCAAAACUUGUAUUCUUGGGCAAAUAACGUAGAUGAUGAUGAUGCUGAUGUCAAAUUAUUACCACCACCGCCAAAGACGAACAAUAGUUAUGGUUGUAAUUCAAAACGUGAAGCUUUCGAUGUUGAUGUUAACAGUCAAGGAUAUCGUGUCGAUAUCGGUUUUUUGUAUUCUAGUCAGUUAAGUGUGACUGAAGAAGCAAAAGAAAGACAGGCAAUUAAUCGUCAUCUGCACGAAAACAAGGAAAAUAAGCAUAGACCAUCGGCAACAACUACUAUUUUGGAUAUUCUCCGAAACGAAUACGGUUUGCACAUCAAUAGACAUUCGACUGAGCGAAAGACUGUGUCAACGCAAGUUGAUCCAGUCCUCGACAGAGAAAAGAUUGAACAAUCGAUUCAAACCGAUCAACUCGAUCAACCCCUCAUUCCAUAUUUCAAGAAAUGUUUAACAUUUAAAUUAAAACCAAUGCCAGUCUCAAUCAUUUCCAAUUCUCAAUCGGAUUGUGAACCGACAUCUCCAUCAACACAUUGUUAUGAUGAAAUCACUGUUCGACGAGCCAUGCAUAAAUUACUAUCAUGUGAUAAUAGUAGUGAAACCUCGUCGCCCAUUGAUGAUGAUGUUCAUUCAUCAUCACUCAUCAUUCGUCCUCCAUUAUCAUUUAAAAAUAAUCAUGCUACAUUUUCAAGUGAGUUAUUGCUUGAAUGGUUAGCAUCUAACUGUGAUGGAAAAGCUCCCACUUCACAAAUAUUCCCUCAACAAAUCAAACCAUGUACAAAUUCGAAUAGUAAUGACAGCACAGAUGAUGCCGAACUGCAAAAGACUUUGAGUUCAGCGGCUUGUAUGAAUGAAUCCAAAUUAGCAGCAAUAUCAGAUCGAAAUCCAAUUGUUUCGCCGAUUUCAUCACCUUCGUCACAUCACCAAAAGAUCACUGAUGAUGUAUGUUCAUUAUUAUCAGAUCUGGUUAUUCAAGUCGAAGAAAGUUUCAAACCGUCUAAAAUAUCGUCGCCUUCCAUAACGAACAAGUCACUCUCAACGAUACCACCACCUCCCCCGCCUCCACCUUUCUUUGUUGAUGCCACAGCGUCGUUGAAUACAAGUGCAGUACCACCGCCACCACCCCCACCCCCACCAUUUCCAGAGUUUUUUGCACCACCAUCUUCAGUUCCAAGCUCAACCGGUCCACCACCACCGCCACCGCCGUUUCCCGGUUUUGGGGGACCACCACCACCUCCACCUGCUCCACCAUUUCCAGGUUUCGGUGGUCCGCCGCCACCUCCACCUCCACCAUUUCCAGGUUUCGGUGGUCCACCGCCACCUCCACCUCCACCUCCACCAUUUCCAGGCUUCGGUGGUCCACCACCACCUCCACCAUUACCCGGUUUGGGUGCAGUGUCGACGGGUCCUGGUGGUGGACCUCCUCCUCCACCUCCAAUGAUGCCUGCCUUCGGUGGUCCACCUCAGCUACCACAAUAUUUACGUAAGAAACAAAAAUAUGCUAUCACGGAAUCAGUUAAGAAAGUUCAAUGGAGUAAAAUCAAUCCUCAUACUAUCAAGAAAGAUUCGAUGUGGGUUCACGUCGACGAAGAAAAGUACAUCAGUGACGAACUAUUUUCGGACAUCCGAAAAAAUUUUGCGAGCAAAGUUGCACCAACUAGACAACCAAUACACGAUCUUGUCGACAAAUCAAAAGAACUACGUGUACUUGAUUCAAAAGCUGCACAAAACUUCGCUAUUAUGUUCAGUCAACUGAAAGCACCGCCAACAGUAUUUCGUGAAUGGAUGCUAUCGUGUGAUAAUGAAGCAUUAAAAGAUGAUUUUCUCAAACAACUCGAGAAGUAUCUCCCGACAGCUGAAGAACUAAAGACUUUAUCUGAGUUUAAAAAUGAAAUCAAUGAUUUGCAAUAUUCAGAACAAUAUAUUUGUGCAAUUGGUGAUAUUAAACGGUUGAAACAACGAUUGAAAACCCUUUUAUUCAAAGCUAGUUACAAGGAAACCGUGGAAGAAACAGAUAAAGCAUUCGUUGAAGUUCGAACAGCUUGUGAUCAUGUUCGACAUUCCCUACGGUUCAAGAAAAUGCUCGAAUUGAUUUUAACUGUUGGAAAUUAUAUGAAUUCCAGUGCGAAAUCAUACGAACCUAUCCACGGAUUUGACAUCAGUUUCUUGCCUAAACUUCAUUCGACCAAAGCCAAUGAUGGUCGUCGAUCGUUACUUCAUUUCAUUGUUCAAGCAAUCGAAGACAAACAUCGUGAUUUACUCUCGUUUGCCGAUGAAUUCUACGCAUUAGCGGAUGGAGUCUCAAAAAUUAAUAUCCUGGAAUUACAAAAACAACCGAAGGAUAUCAAUCGGGAAUUGAAAAACGCUCGAGAAGAAUUAAUUAUUGCAAAAAAUGUCGAUGAACAAAUUGAAGGAGAUAAAUUUGCCGAAUCAAUCGAAGAUUUUAUUACUCGAGCUGAUGACGAUGUGACACGAUUGGAACAAUUAGAUACAGAAAUGACUCACGCUUAUCAAGAUCUAUGCGAUUUCUUGGCGAUCGACCAAAAAAGUUAUUCACUCACUGAAUUUUUCACGGAUCUCAAAUCAUUCUGCUCGUUUUUUUCGACAUGCCUUCAAGAAGUACGUGCAUGGCGUGAACAGGCUGCAAGAGCUGCUAAAACUUCUCAAAAUUUAAUGUCUACUUCACAAUAUUUUGUCCGUACAUCUUCCCGCCGUUUUCCUGCGCGAUAUGAUUCUACCGAAGAUUUCCUCAUGGCAGCUGCUGAAAGUGGUUCAUCACCAACACGUGGUUCAUCUCCGUGUAUCGCAUAUCGGCGGCAGAAACAUCCAAUCCGUCGUCCGCUAUCACGCAUUGAAGACUUAAUUGAUAAACGCAAAACCAAUCGUGGCUUGACCCCAUUGAGCACACCAACCAAGCGGCGAUCUCAAUCGUAG